Messenger RNA from Arabidopsis arenosa, 409 nucleotides. NCBI's taxonomy places the organism in Eukaryota, Viridiplantae, Streptophyta, Magnoliopsida, Brassicales, Brassicaceae. The record is from the annotation of a GenBank genome assembly.
GCUUGAGAAAUGGCGUAAUCUCUGUAGCGUUCUCAAGAACCCUAACCGUUUGUUUCGUUUCACCGCUAAUCUCUCUCUAAACGCACCAACCAGGAGGCAUUGUUGCUCUUGGGAAGUUUGAUGCUCUGCAUAUCGGUCAUCGAGAGCUUGCAAUUUAAGCUGCAAGAAUUGGUACUCCAUAGCUAUUGUCGUUUGUUGGAAUGGCUGAAGUACUCGGUUGGAAACCUAGAGCACCGAUAGUAGCCAAAUGCGAUAGAAAACGGGUGCUUUCCUCUUGGGCAUCGUAUUGUCGUAACAUAGCACCGGUAGAGUUUGAGAUAGAAUUUGCCAGCGUUGACUUUUGUUUGAGAUAGAAGGUGGAAGAAGACAAGAGGCAAAAGUGGGAAGAUAAUUAAAUGUCUUUCUCUAU